Melanotaenia boesemani (Boeseman's rainbowfish) is the source of this 3880-nucleotide messenger RNA. RefSeq names its product carcinoembryonic antigen-related cell adhesion molecule 1-like. The record is from RefSeq and is a predicted model, not a curated record. NCBI's taxonomy places the organism in Eukaryota, Metazoa, Chordata, Actinopteri, Atheriniformes, Melanotaeniidae. The transcript is spliced from 10 exons. Bases 1 to 1851 code for a protein of 616 amino acids.
AUGGCGGCAUUUACAGUUCCAGGUUUAUCUGAAGGAGCAGGUAUUUUGCCAGAUGGUCCUCUGAUCACAUCUGUAGGAGGGAUGGUGACGUUCACCACAACACUCACUCCAACAAACACACCAUUUACUGUCAUUCAAUGGAGAUUUGGUGUUAAUAAUAUAAUAACCUCUGAACUAACAUCAAACACGACUGAACCAGAGUAUGAAGGAAGGAUCACCCUCUUCAUUUCUACUGGAUCUCUGGAGCUCAGGAAUCUGAAACUCAGUGAUGCAGGAGAGUACGGAGUUUCCAUUUUUCCAGGAUCUUUUAAUGGAAUGAUCACACUAAAUGUUUAUGAGCCAGUCUCCAGUGUAACCGUCACUGUCAACAACACAGACUUGGUUGAGUUCAACGACUCUGUCAGUCUUUUCUGUUCUUCCUCUGGAUCCUUCCUCUCUUUCCUCUGGAUGAACGGCAGCUCUGAGGUCGCAGCCAGUGACAGAGUUCAGAUCACUGAUGGAGGAUCCACUCUGAUUAUAAUUGGUGUGACCCGCUAUGAUGAGGGACCAUACAGCUGUCGUGUGUCCAAUCCUGCCAGUAAUGCCAUCAGUGAUCCAGCAAACAUCAUUGUGAACUAUGGUCCAGAAAAUAUUAAGCUGAUUCUGUCGCCAUCACAAGGUCCUUAUGAGGAAGGGUCAGACGUUAAUCUGAUCUGCUCCACUGAGUCCAGACCUUCAGCCCAAUGUACAUGGUUUCUGAAUGGAAGCAAGCUGCCUGAUACGGGACCAGAACUCCCACUGAUCAAUAUUGAUCUGAAUCAGAGUGGAAACUACAGCUGUCAGGCCUUUAAUCCCAAAACUCUGAGAUAUCAAACAUCUGAACCUGCAACUGUCUCUGUUCUCGAGCGUGUUUCCAAUGUUGUGGUAAAAUCAAACACUACAGACUUGGUUGAGUUCAGGGACUCUGUCAGUCUGUCCUGUUCUUCCUCUGGAUCUUCCCUCUCUUUCCUCUGGAUGAACGGCAGCUCUGAGGUUGCAGCCAGUGACAGAGUUCAGAUCACUGAUGGAGGCUCCACUUUAACUAUAAUCAAUGUGACCCGCUAUGAUGAGGGACCAUACAGCUGUCAUGUGUCCAAUUCUUUUAGCAGUGGCAUCAGUGAUUCAGUAAAGGUCUUCAUCAGCUAUGGCCCAGAAAAUACAGAUUUGAAAAUAUCACCAUCACAAGAACGUUUUGAGGAAGGGUCAGACAUCUACUUGUUCUGCUCAGCUUUAUCCAGACCUGAUGCCAUUUUUCAGUGGUUUCUGAAUGGAGACCUGCUGAGUGAUACUGGUCCAGAGCUCAAACUAAUAAAUGUUCAGAUGGAUCAGAGUGGAAACUACAGCUGUGAGGCCUUUAACAGCAAAACUCUGAGAUAUCAAACAUCUCAACCCUCACUCAUCUCUGUUCAUGAAGCCACCAAUGAUGGAUUAUCUGGUGGUGCCAUUGCUGGAAUAGUAAUAGCAUGUAUAAUCAUUAUUGCUGCUGUUGGUGCUACAGCGUACUACUUCGUUAAAAUAAAACCCAAGAAAACAUCUAUGAAGAGGAAUAAAUCCACAGCAGGUGGUGGCCAACAGGACAAUGCAGCAUAUAGAAGUGAGGAGCUGAACUACGCAGAUGUCAGGUUUUCUAGAAACAGAAAUGUAGAGACAGUCACUGUGGGCUCAGAGAAUAAUUCAAACUACGCUCAGCUCAAAGUGAACAGCACAACGCCUGCAGCAUCUUCUCCUCCCACCUACGAUGUCCACAUGCAGCAGGCGAUGAAGAGAGCUCCUCAGCCCGGUGGUAAUGGGGACUCAACUUAUGCUCAGGUCCACAAAAACCGAAUGCGUUAGAUCUGAUGGAUGCAGCUCAGAUGAAGCCGUAAGAAGCUGAUGUGUUCAGAGAAACUUGCACAUCCCUUUCAGUAUCUCUAUGGUGGAAAAAUAUGGACUUGAGUUUACUUAGUCAAAGCACUUUAGUGGUUAAUAAUCAACCAGCUGUGACAAUCAUUGCUGUGGCUGAGCUCAGGUGUCACUUUGUUUUCACAUUAUAACUUUGUGUUUUCAGUCAAUUAUAGGUGAAUAGUAUAUUUGUCUUCAUGAUUCGGUUGUUUGCUUGAGCAUAUUUAUCAUCAUUCUGAUAUUUGGCUCAACAUCUGUAUCUGUACAUUUAUGAUUUCUAUUAAAAUUACAGUUAGCAGAUAAUCGUUUUUAAAAUAAUGUGUAUUUAUUUGGAAUUCUAUAAAAAUCUUAAUUUAUUGAUCCGGUUAAACAAUAUUUUAUACAAUCUCAGGAUAUAAUUGUUAAUAUUACUACACUGAUACACCUGUGUAUUACUUGAUAUCAGUGUAGCUUGUUUAUUAUUUAUUAACACAAUGAACUACAGUAUAAUUACCAUACUCUGGUGGAAAUAUGUAAAUGAGAUUCAAAUUCAUUAUGGUGCAAAGAUUUCUGACUCAUAAUAAGCAAUAAUGUUGGUAAUAAUAACAAUAACAUAUUUUUCUAUAAAUCUACUUAAAGUAUAUAAAUGAAACAACAGAUUAGCAUUAAAUUUGAAAGUGUGUAAAAGUUGAGGAAGUCCAGUGGUUAUAUGGUGGAUAUCUGAUAGAUAAUAAAUGCACUGAGUCUAUCCAGACGAGAUGCAGAAACUGUUCCCUGAUUCAGACCAGGUUUACAGUAAACAGCAGAUGUUGCUCUGAUAAGAUAGAAAAUUACUUCCUCCACCAGCAUGUCAAAGUGCAAAGAGAAAAGGGAUGUUAGCUGACAUUACCACAGUUGCACAUACAUCUAUUUAUGUAAUCUGGAAUACCCUGAUACUAUUAAUGCAUAUUGUUUUAAAGCAGUCAAUUAUGUAUAAAAGUGGAACGCGUUGUCUUUGAGAAGGUUCACCGUUGACAAACUGAAAGUAGUUUAGAGCCGUCAACCCAGAAUAUUAUUGCACUCAGUUUUAUAAGAGAGCUUAAAAAUCUGGUAAUUCAGUAAAGUAAUUAUACUUUGCAUGAGGAACAUAUCACGUUAGAAAACAUAUUUAAUAUGCUAUAAAUAUACAACAGGGAAAUGUAGAAAGCCACAUAUUAAAUUUAUUUUGACAAACUCCAGCAAACAAUCAAAAGUCUGUUUGGAUGUUACUUUUAAAUCUGAUACAUGAUUAAGAUGUGAAGAAGUAGAUUUACAGGCAGAAACUUACAUUAACCUCAGCAAAUCAUUAUCCAUUGUUAGACUGUUGCCCAGCAACACAGUUGUUUAUUGUGAAUGAAUGAUUUCUGCAAGCAUCCUGGUUGGUGGUAGCACCAAAUAUUUAUUUAACCUGAUUGUUCAUGUAAGUUGUAUUUUGAUCGUUGUUGGUACUCUGAAAAUAAUUUGAAAUAACAACUUUAGUGUGGAGCUAAUUAUAUGGUGACAGUCUUGAUACCAAUGACCUCACUCUCAUGUAAGUUAAUCAUUACUCAAAAUUAACACAGCUGGGCCAAUGAUUACUCCUGCACUGAGACUUUGCUUUGCUGUCUCCAGGAAACUGUCAUUUCUUUUUCUCAGUUCAACCAGUAAGUCUCUACAUUCAAAGGCAAAUGUGUGAUAAAUGUUGACCAUUAAAAGAAUGCAAUAAGUGUAAGUCUUAGGAUGCAGAUGCUGUAUUUGUAAAGACGUGUAUGAUUGUCUUUAUCUCCACCAAGGUGGAGGUCUGUCUGUCUGUUUGUCUGUCUGUUAGCAACAUAGCUCAAAAUGUUAUGUACAGAUUUUGAUUAAAUUUUUAGGAAAUCUCAGAAAUGGAAUAACUGAUUAAGUUUUGAGGUGAUUAAGAUGACCAUCUGGAUCCAGGAUUUUUGUAAAAGAUUCUUUACAUGGGGGAGAAUAGUGCCAUUUAAGCUUCUAACUAAAAAAUAUA